AUUUGAACUUGGGAGACAUGACUAAGUCUAGUGAUAGUAAGAAGGUUUCGAGUCAAUUGAGUGAAACUGAACAGAACUUUCUACGCGCAGCUCGUGCUGGAGACCUAUCAAAAGUUGUAGAACUUUUGAAUGCUGGCGUACAUAUCAAUCUGUCCAAUUCGAUUGGACUUACUGCACUUCAUUUAGCCUCAAAAGAAGGUUAUGUUCAAGUUGUCGAUGAGCUACUUCGACGUGGAGCAGAUUUCGAUGCUCCUACUAAGAAAGGGAAUACAGCACUUCAUAUCGCCAGUUUAGCUGGUCAUUUCGAAGUUGUCAAACUACUUUUAGAUGCUGGUGCUAAUUUAAAUCGUCAAUCAGUUAUUGGAUUUACCCCAUUGUAUAUGGCAGCUCAGGAAAAUCAUCUGGAUGUAGUUGAUCUCCUGCUUCAACGUGGUGCAAAUCAAGCACUGACUACUGAAGAUGGUUUCACUCCUUUAGCAGUGGCCUUACAACAAGGUCAUGAUCGUGUUGUUGCACAUCUUCUAGAAAGAGAUUCACGUAGUCGAGGUGGUAUGCCAGCUCUACAUAUUGCUGCAAGAAAAGACGAUGCCAAUGCUGUGAGUUUGUUAUUGAACAAUGCAGAAGUCAAUGUGAAUCAUCAGUCUCAACCUGGUUUUACUCCACUGCAUAUUGCUGCACAUUAUGGUAAUGUGACUGUGGCACGUGUACUUAUUGAGCGUGGGGCAGAUGUGAAUUUUCAAGCCAAGAAUAAUAUCACACCAUUACAUGUGGCUGCUAAAUGGGGACGUGGUGGCAUGGUUCAACUACUUUUGAAUUCAAAUGCUUUAGUCGAUUGUCGUACACGGGAUGGUCUAACACCGUUGCAUUGUGCUGCUAGAUCUGGUCAUGCAGAAUUAGCUUCAUUGUUGAUGGGUGCUGGUGCUAAUCCUUCAGCUAAAACAAGGAAUGGAUUAACUCCGCUGCAUAUGGCAGCACAAGGUAAUAAUGAAGAAGUUGCACGUGUAUUGAUUCUACGCGGUGCUAGUGUAGCUGAUAGAACAGGUGAUUCUUUGACAGCAUUACAUGUAGCUGCUCAUUGUGGUAAUACAGAAGUGGCUCGUGUACUAUUAGACAAUGGAUGUGAUGUGAAUGCCCGUGCUUUGAAUGGUUUCACUCCGUUACAUAUUGCUUGUAAAAAACAAAAAAUUCGAGUAAUUGAACUACUUCUUCAAUAUGGUGCACAAAUCAAUAUGACUACUGAAUCUGGCCUAUCUCCACUGCAUGUGGCAGCAUUUAUUGGUGGUCCAGAAAUUGUUCAAUUAUUAAUACAACAUGGUGCACUUGUGAAUCAAGCUACAAUGCGUUGUGAAACAGCAUUACAUUUAGCUGUACGUAAUCGGCAAGUUGAUGUAGCUGAAACGCUUAUCUAUCAUGGUGCCUCGGUAAAUGCUAAAGCUAGAGAUGAACAAACACCAUUGCAUGUAGCCUGUUUAACUGGGACACCAGAAUUAAUCGCUGUCUUAUUAUCUUGCAAAGCUAAUCCAAAUCUACCGGCUCGUGAUGGUUAUACAGCUUUGCAUAUUGCAUCUAAAGAAGGUCGUCAUGAUUUAUUAGGUCAACUAUUGGAAGCUGGCGCUGAUAUAAAUGCUCGUACAAAGAAAGGAUUCACUGCUCUUCAUUUAGCCGCUAAACGUGGUCAAGUCAAAGUAGCUAAACAAUUAAUUCAAGCACAACCAAAAAUUGUUAAUGCUGUCGGUCAAAAUGAUUUGACUCCAUUACAUAUAGCUACACAUUAUAAUCGUUUACCUGUUGUACAACUAUUAUUAGAUAAUGAUGCCAAAGUAGAUUGUCGAGCUGGUAAUGGUUAUACCUCGUUACAUAUGGCAGCUAAACAAAAUCAUUUAGACAUUGCUACACUUUUAUUGGCUCAUGAAUCUGACCAAGUACAACUCGCGAAUUCAUCAUCACGAAGUGGGUUCACACCGCUACACUUAGCUGCACAAGAAGGUCAUACAGAUAUGGUUUCAUUAUUACUACAACAUGGCGCUGAUCCAAAUCAUCAGUCGAAGAAUGGUCUUGCACCAUUACAUUUAGCCGCUCAGGAAGACCAUGUACCAGUAGCACAAAUUCUAAAAUCAGCAGGUGCUGAAAUCAGUCCACUGACUAGAGCUGGUUACAGUCCUUUGCAUACAGCAUGUCAUUUUGGACAAAUUAAUAUGGUACGCUACUUAUUAGAUUUACCCAAUGCACCAGAUAUCAAUCAACGUACACAAAUGGGUUUCACACCAUUACAUUUAGCUGCACAACAAUGUCAUUCACAAGUGGUUCGUCUACUUUUGGAAAUGGGCGCUGACAGUAAUGUCAGAAAUCAGCAAGGUCUGACACCAGCACAUAUAGCACGUAAGCAACAUCAUGUUACAAUAUUUGAUAUUUUAAAAACUGUCACCACAACUGUAAUCAGUUGGGAGGAGGAACGUGAAGAACUUGAUCAAACGCUAGUAUUAGAGCAUCCAGAUUUUAUGCGUGAACAUCCUUUUACAGAAUUAGAUGAAGAUGGUGUUGCACCUUCACCAUUAAUUUCACAUCGGCUAUCAUCAUCGAAUAAAAAAAUGAAAUCGGAUGAAAAUGAUAAUUAUCAUUCCGCUGAUGUUACCGAACAAAGGAGUCAUACGGAUCAGUUCAAUUCAGCCUUUGAUAAUACAAUAUUAGGCGAAACAGAGAAUGAUGAUAUCUGGGGCCAGUUGGAGUAUAUGCAUUCCACUCUGAGUCCUCAAGGUACACUUUCGGAUCGUACAACUUAUCAAAAGGGCGAUGAGAAUACCAGUGAAUUUAUCGCCACUCAAACUAGUUCUGUCUUGGAAUCUGUCUCUCCAAAAUCUGUACAACAUGAUACUCAAGCUCAUAUAUAUGGAGAUGGUGGUCAACCUGAUGGUGAUUGGGAUUUGGAAGUAGACAACACAACUGUUAUUAAGAAGCCAAUUAAUACAGGAUUUUUAGUUUCAUUCAUUGCGGAUGCUCGUGGUGGUCUGAUUCAAGCAAGACGUUAUCCUGAUCUUAGAAUAUUCAUACCUCCAAAUGUUAUCAAUGGUCCACUUCGUAUCGUUUGUCGUCUAGUUCAUCCUGAUCGUGUGAAUUCACCGCCUAUUAUGAAUGAUGGUGAUGGUUUAGCUUGUCGAUUAAUUGAAAUUGGACCCACUGGUAUACGAUUCGCUUCACCGAUUCUCUUAGAAAUACCACAUUAUGCUUUUCUAAAUGGGAAAAAUCGUGAAAUUAUUAUUCUUCGUUCAGAUAAUGGUGAAACAUGGAAAGAGCAUCCAUUAGAUGCUACUGAUCAAGCUGUUCAAGACACUUUAAAUGGACAUUUCGAUUAUGCUGGGUCAUUUGAAGAAUUACGUGAAAAGUCAAUACAUCGUAUCUUAACAUAUGAUCUACCACAAUAUUUUGCGCUUGUUACACGAAUUAAACAAGAAUUAAUUUUAAUUGGUCCAGAAGGUGGUACAUUAACAUCAAAAGUUGUACCAGAUGUACAUGUUCGUUUUCCUCAAGGUGCUUUACAGAAACGUAUACGUGUUGGCCUACAAGUACAUCCAGUUGACCAUGAACUUGUGACAAGAAUGUUGGGUCCACGUGUUUCUGUAUCACCGAUCGUAACAAUUGAACCACGUCGACGUAAAUUUCAUAAACCGAUUACCCUAACAAUACCAUUACCAAAAACAGCUAUGCCAUCUUCUGGUACUAAUACUACCACAAAAUCUCGUUCAACUGUCGAUUCUCCUAGUCUUCGACUACUGUGUUCCAUUACUGGUGGGACAUCACCAGCUGUUUGGGAAGAUAUUACUGGGAGUUCUCCAUUAUCUGCACAUGAUCUGUCUGUUUCGUUUACAUCGACAGUAUCUGCAAGAUUAUGGCUUGUAGACUGUCCUAAUAUUACCGAGGUUGUUGAAUUAGCUAGCCGUGUUUAUCAUGAAUCAUUAGCAGUGCCUUAUAUUGGUCAGUUUGUAGUGUAUGCUCGCAGAUUUCAUCCCGAAGAAGCCCAAUUGCGUUGUCUUUGCCUUACUGAUGAUUCAGCAGAGAAAACACUUGAAUUGCAAGAAGGAUUUCAACAAAUAGCCAUCGGACCUUGUAUUGAGGUUCUUGAUGAUCAUCCACAUUGGAUUGAAACAGCUGGUAAUUUAGUACCUGUUGCUAAAACUGAAGAACAAUUACAAUUAGGAAUGCAUGUAUUCCGUGAGAAUCGUUUGAAUAUGAUUGUACGUGUGAAAGAUCUGUCACAACCAGCUGUUGGAAAAUUAGCAUUUAUGCGUCAUCCUCGAGCUGUAUUACAAUCUGCUGGGUCGCUUGUAAAACCGGCAACAGUUCUAGAAGCUAGAUUACCAAAUGAAUUUACUGAUUACAUGGCUGGUGGUGUUUUAAAAACAACUGAUAUUGAUGAUAUUCCGUCUUAUAUUCCGGAAUCUAACCAAAAUGGUGAUCAAUACAUUACAUACAAUGAAUCUUUGCCGCAAACUUGGGCAAAACAAGAUCAUUAUGAUGAACCAUUAGCUAAAUCUGAGCUUGAUUUACGACAAGUUGCUUAUCAUUUAAAAUCGGAUUGGAGAAUAUUAGCUCAAUGUUUAGGCUUAUCGGAUGAAGAUCAGUAUAAUAUUACUUCUUUGCCUAAUCGUCCUGAAGAAGAAUAUGCUUAUACUAGUUUAUUAUUAUGGCAAGAACGUAAUGGGAAUGAGUUGACUUCGGGUACACAACUGGCCGAAGCAUUACAAGCUAUUGGUCGUAAAGAUAUAUUAGAACAUUGUAUGACUAAUAUUUCUCCUGUAAUAACAGCUGAUGAACGAAUCACUGCUUUACGUUCAUUGAAUGGUAUCUCUUCCGUUUCGCCUAAUUUAAAUAUUAAUCGUGAAGAUCGAUCUCAUUCAAAAGAAGGCAGUGGUGGUUUAAGUGAAUCAAUUGAUACAGGUUACAAUACACAAAUCGGUUCGACUACACUCAUAUCAACAACACCAGUCAUUACAAAAACAAUUUCAUCCACAAUUCAUACAUUGCCUAUGUCCAGUAAUGAAGAUAAUUCUAAUCAACCUGACGAUGAAGAAGAAAUAAUACAACCAGUCAUUGUGACCACUGGUCGAGCUUAUUCAAAAUCAAUACCAUCGCUGGAAAAAUCAACUUCUAAAGAUAAUAAUGUCGGUGGUGGUAGUGGUGUUCAUGAAGACAAAUAUGAUGUAUUAAAAGGCGUUGAACAUAUUCUAGCAGAUAAUCAACGUUCAUUGUCUGUAGAAGAUGAUGAUAAAGUGAAUUCUAAUUCUACUGAACCUCCGGUCGAUGAAGAAAUAGUGGUUCCCACUCAAAAUAUUCGCACUGUUCAACCAAGUCAUACAGACUAUAUUAAUACACAAAUUGGAAAAGAUAAUAAUUCACCAAAUGUUUAUCCAGAUGUCUCCAGUGAUGUGGAAUCGGAUUCACGGCCUGAUACAGAAAAGCAUAUUGUCAUUAAACAUCAAAAACAGUUAUUUAGUGAUUCUUCAUCUCAUCCUAGUGACAAAUUGACUGAGAAUGUACAGUCGAUAAAAAGUCAACCAUUGAUUGAUAAGGCAGAUGAUGAACAACAACCUUCAGAUCAUCAUCAUCAUAAGUCAUGUGAAGAAGAAAUUUGCGCACAUCACUAUCAAAGAUGUGGUGAACUUGAGGCUACAUGGGGUAAAGCUGCAGAUCAAGAUGUUUCAUCUUGUGAUACUAGUGGAUUGCAUGUAGAUAAAAGACAUGAACAACAAGUUUGUAAAACUGCCUCAGACGAACCAAAUGAAGAGAAGAUUUGCGCACAUCAUUAUCAAAGAUGUGGUGAACUUGAAGCUACAUGGGGCAAAGGUGCCGAUUGCGAUAUACCAUGUGAUGGUACCACUAGAAGCAAAGUAUCAACUAGAGAAAAACAUGAAGAAUUGCUACCUGAACAGUCUGAGUGCACACAUCAGUUGUCUGAUGAAACCGAAGCUACAUCAAGUAAACCUGAAUCAGAAACUACACUUGUUAUUGAAGGUACAAUGCAGCGACCAUCAUUACAGGAGAAAAUGUCAACAAAAACAAUAUCCGAACACAUAGAAUCAGAUAAAGAAUUUGAUAAGAAUAAUUGUGAUUACUCAGUUAAACUAACCGAUGACAAUUAUGAAUUUCCUGAUAGUGUACUUAUAAUACCACAAAUGGAACCCCUUGAUUCAACAGAAGUACCAUCAUUGGAUGAUACUUAUUAUAAUAAUAUGUUAGGUGACUUUCUGCAGGGUCGUUCAUUACUAGAACCAUUGACACCUAUACCAGAAAUAUCGGAAUAUUCGACAAGAUCAUCUGUAACUAGUAUAAAUCCAUCGAAAAGUUGGCAAAGUGGUGAUCUAAGUCCUUCAGAAUCGAUUGAAAGUCGUCCUAGUGGUGUCUUUGGUUAUGGUGCUACUGGUAGUGUAUCACGUCGUUUAAUGCAUCCAUAUUUACAUCCGAAUCGUGCAUCACAAGACUCAUUUAGUGGACCGCAAAAGUCAUUCAAAAAUCCAGCUCUAUCUGUACACAGUUUAUCAUCGACUCAUUCUGAACCUGAUCGUGUUCGACGUUCAUAUGAAACACAUUCUGUGGAAUCUCCCAGUCAAGAUUGUCACAUGGAUUUAUCUAGUUCAUUGCGUACACACAGUAGUCGUUCAUCGUCGUUGGCAGAAUUUUUACGUUUAGAAACAUCCUGUAAUGGUAGUCGCGGUGAUCUGUGUAUCGAUGAUGAUAAUAGUGAUGAUGAAGAUAAACGGCUUAUAGUUUCUGAACAUGAUCAAAGUUUACGUGAUAUUCUUCAGAGUAUACAAGAAUUACAAAAACAACAUAUAGAUAAAUCACUGAGUUUAAUAACAUCACCCAGUGGUGAUGAGGAUAGUUCUAAUAGUCGUUUAGCUAUUGGUUCCAAUGAAAUUGAAUAUCAAAUAGGUGAAUCAGUUAGGAAUCCUGAAUUGGAAUCACCGGUGUUAUUAUUAUCCUCUUCCUCUUUACCAUUAGUUCAAACUACAUCUAAGUCAGAGAUGCAGCAAUUACCACAAACAGUAUCUAUGAGUAGUUCUAGUUUAAACUCUUCAGCACCAGAGCCAUUGCCAUCCACAACAACAAAGUCACCUGUGAAUAAAUGAUUUGGUGAAUAAUUUAUUAAUUUAGUUGCGAUAAACGCUAAACAACCAUCCCACUACCUGUUCAAUGUAUCAUGAAUAUUUCUAUAUAUAUAUAUAUAUAAAAAUUAUAUUGUAUCACAGUUUCCUUCCUGUAAUACCUACAUUGUUUUCUUUUUCGAUUUCAAUUACUUCAAUAAAUAACUAACAAUUACUAGCACUUUUAGGUAUUUACAAUGAAGGAAACUUAUUCGUAUUUAAUAGUAAUAGCCAUAGUUCUAAUUUCUCUUUUUUCGAAUGAAUUGACUAAAAAAUCAAAACAGUGGUGUGUGGGAAUGAUACCGUAUACCUGGAAUUAAUACUGAUCAAAGAAAAAAAAAAGUAAAGAAACGACACUUUUAUAGAAAACUCGAUUUUUGUUAAUGAUAUUCUGUAUUUGUCCUUUGUCAAAGGAGUUACUCGUAAACUUGUUUUGGAAUAGUUUUUUUUGCUAUAUAUAUAUAUAUAUAUAUAUACUUUUAUAUGCGUGAAUGCAUAUCACAUGCUUGAAAUGUAGACUGUAAUUUAUAUCCUUCGAAUUUGUUAACAAUCCUCCUGUUUGUUUGUUUUUUCUGGUUGUGUGUUCAUAAUUAAUCAACACAAUAAGCAAUUGUUUAUUCAAUCCUCCUUUUCUUCCAUUUUGAAUGUGUUUACUUGGAAAUAUUGUGGAAUUGGUCUUUUAUCUAUUACAAUGAAAAGUCUAUGUAGAAAUUGUCUUUGAAUUACCGUAUACUAUGCAUUCUUCCAAUGGUUUAUUGUUUUGUAAACUUUGAAGUCACCGAAACAAAAACCCAACAACAACUAACCCAAUGUUUAGUACUUUUUUUUUCCAGUAGUAGUUUACUCAACCACAAUGGUUUUGUGUUUUUCGUACGCUUUUUUGUUUGUUUUAUUUGACGUUUCUCUGCAUGUGUAUUUUAUUUCCCUUCCUGUAUUAGUUUACUAUUUGUGUGUUGCGAAUUUUCAAAUAACAGUUGUUACUAUUACGCAAUUUAUUUUUAAGGAUUUUUUGUUUAUGUGCUUUGUUUAAAAAUUAAUUCACAAUAAAUAUAUUUAUUUCAGUC
This is a messenger RNA of Schistosoma turkestanicum, 8200 nucleotides long. NCBI's taxonomy places the organism in Eukaryota, Metazoa, Platyhelminthes, Trematoda, Strigeidida, Schistosomatidae. The record is from the annotation of a GenBank genome assembly.